AUGGCUUACAUUCUUACCGAAACAGCUGCAGGGUACGCCCUCUUGAAGUCAGCGGACAAAAAGAUCCACAAGUCAUCGAGCUUGAUUGACGAUUUGAACACCGCCAACAAAGUUGCUGAACAAUUCAAAGUAUACCGAUUUGAAAAGUUUACUUCUGCUGCUAAUGCUUUAGAAGAAGCUAAUUCUGUUAUUGAAGGUAAGGUGUCUGAUAACUUGAAGAAAUUAUUGGAAGACAUCAAAACUGAUAAAAAACUGACUUUAAUUGUGUCUGAAGCAAAAUUAGGUAAUGCCAUCAAUAAAUUGGGAUUAAACUUAUCUGUUGUAGCAGAUGCUGCCACUUUAGAUUUACAUAGAGCCAUUAAGGAAUUCUUACCUGAGUUGUUACCUGGUUUAGAUGACAGUACUUUGAAACAAAUGUCAUUAGGUUUGGCUCAUUCCAUUGGUCGUCAUAAGUUGAAGUUCUCAGCUGAUAAGGUGGAUACCAUGAUUGUUCAAGCUAUUGCCUUAUUGGAUGAUUUGGACAAAGAAUUGAAUACUUAUGCCAUGAGAUGUAAGGAAUGGUACGGUUGGCAUUUCCCGGAAUUGGCCAAGAUCAUCACCGAUAACGUGGCUUACGCAAGAAUCAUUUUAACUAUGGGUAUUAGAUCAAAUGCUGCUGAAACUGAUUUGACUGAAAUAUUACCUGAAGAGAUGGAAGAACAAGUUAAAUCUGCUGCUGAAAUCUCUAUGGGUACUGAAAUAACAAAUGAAGAUUUGGAUAAUAUCAAAUCUUUGGCUGAACAGAUUGUUGACUUUGCAACUUAUAGAGAUCAAUUAUCAAAUUAUUUGACAUCUCGUAUGAAGGCCAUUGCUCCUAAUUUAACAACUUUAGUUGGUGAUUUGAUUGGUGCAAGAUUAAUUGCCCAUGCUGGUUCUUUAACUUCAUUGGCAAAGGCUCCUGCUUCCACUAUUCAAAUCUUGGGAGCUGAAAAGGCCUUAUUUAGAGCUUUAAAGACUAAACAUGAUACACCAAAAUACGGUUUAUUAUAUCAUGCUUCUUUGGUUGGUCAAGCUUCUGGUAAGAACAAGGGUAGAAUAGCCAGAGUUUUGGCUGCAAAGGCUGCUGUUUCCUUAAGAUAUGAUUGUUUUGCUGAAGAGCGUGACGAUAACGGUGACUUGGGUUUGGAAUGUAGAGCCAAGGUGGAAUCAAGAUUAAGUGAUUUGGAAGGUAGAGACUUGAGAACAACUCCAAGAGUUAGUAAACAAACUCCAACGGUUGAUAUCACUGAGUCAAAGACUUAUAAUGCUGACGCCGAUGCCGCUGUUGGAUCUGGAUCUUCUGAAACUGAAGAAAUUGAAGUCAACAAGAAGGAAAAGAAGGACAAGAAGAGAAAGAGGGAUGAAGAUUCAGAAGAAGCUGAACCUUCAAAGAAGAAGGAAAAGAAAGAAAAGAAAGAAAAGAAGGAAAAGAAGGAAAAGAAGGAAAAGAAGGAAAAGAAAGAAAAGAAAGAAAAGAAGGAAAAGAAGGAAAAGAAGGAAAAGAAAUAA
Lizanozyma spartinae is the source of this 1527-nucleotide messenger RNA. RefSeq names its product RNA-processing protein (gene NOP5). Gene Ontology annotation, molecular function: snoRNA binding. The coding region runs from base 1 to 1527 and encodes 508 amino acids. The record is from RefSeq and is a predicted model, not a curated record. The transcript has a single exon. NCBI's taxonomy places the organism in Eukaryota, Fungi, Ascomycota, Pichiomycetes, Serinales, Debaryomycetaceae. Gene Ontology annotation, cellular component: small-subunit processome; box C/D methylation guide snoRNP complex.